Hevea brasiliensis (rubber tree) is the source of this 974-nucleotide messenger RNA. RefSeq lists its product as uncharacterized. The coding region runs from base 73 to 801 and encodes 242 amino acids. Gene Ontology annotation, biological process: thylakoid membrane organization. Lineage: Eukaryota; Viridiplantae; Streptophyta; Magnoliopsida; Malpighiales; Euphorbiaceae. Gene Ontology annotation, cellular component: chloroplast thylakoid membrane. The record is from RefSeq and is a predicted model, not a curated record. The transcript has 3 exons.
GUCAUACCCAAACCCACGCAACCUGCGGCCGAACUCUGGAAGAGGCCAAGAUUUUCAGCUUUAGAGGUCGUUAUGAAUGACGUCGACAAAGACAGGUCCAAGAGGAAAACAGCGCAGCAAGACAAACAGAAGUACGCUUCCGCUGCCAGCAUGAGUGGGGUUUUGGCUUCCCCACUCUUCCACUUCUCUUCUCUUCAAUCCAAGAACCACAGUCCUACUUUUAGCUAUGGACUUUAUCCGCUUGAUCCCAAUACCUCGUCUUUACCGGACACAAAGCUCAAGAAACAAUUGGGUUUUCCCUCUGGAACUCCAACGAGACAGCCCCAUGGAAUCAGCGUCCGAUGUAAUAGCAGCACCAGACCCGGCAGUCCUGGUUCCGGCGAUAAUGAGAGCAGCAGUGUUCUGGAUGCAUUUUUCUUGGGAAAGGCUUUAGCUGAAGCAGUUAAUGAGCGUAUUGAAUCUACUGUUGGGGAGUUUUUGAGUGCAAUUGGUAGGCUGCAAGCUGAGCAACAGAGGCAAAUUCAGGACUUCCAGGUAGAUGUGUUGGAAAGAGCCAAAAAAGCCAAGAAAAAUGCAGCAAAGGAAGCCUUGGAGGCACAAGGACUAGUUCCCAAUGCUACUGCAGUUGAUCCAAAAUUGGCUACUUAUGGAUUUAACUCCAAAACUUCAUCAUCAACCUCCAAAGCUGUCACUCCUGCAAAUUCACCCUCAUCUUCAAAUUCAACUGUUGUCCCUACUGCUGAGACGCGUCUAGAUCCUGCUGCUAAGGGCCCUGCUUAUGAGGUGAUAGAUGAUGACUGAAGUUGUAGCUUUAAAUUCUACAUACCCUAUAUUUUCCAUCAGAUAAAUUUAAGGCAUGGCAUCCCCUAAAGAUUUAUAGUUAAUAAAAGUCUCGGUUCAUAUGAGAGACCGAGAGAAGGAAGUUAUAUGUAUCUUCGCAAUCUCAUAUGUGAAACAGUUUGUUUUGAUCUUUA